Messenger RNA from Sorex fumeus (smoky shrew), 2054 nucleotides. It is a transcript of the gene NSMF, whose product is annotated as NMDA receptor synaptonuclear signaling and neuronal migration factor. NCBI's taxonomy places the organism in Eukaryota, Metazoa, Chordata, Mammalia, Eulipotyphla, Soricidae. Gene Ontology annotation, cellular component: cytoplasm; nucleus. Gene Ontology annotation, biological process: regulation of neuronal synaptic plasticity; positive regulation of neuron migration. The coding region runs from base 252 to 1871 and encodes 539 amino acids. Gene Ontology annotation, molecular function: protein binding. The transcript has 15 exons. The record is from RefSeq and is a predicted model, not a curated record.
GGGGCGGAGCCUGCAGCCCCCGGCCGGGCAGCUGUCCGGUGCGGCGGGACGCGGAGGCCCGGCGCGGCCAUGCGGGUCCCGGGCUCCGGCUCGAGUCCCUGCUCCGGCCACGACCCGAGCCCAGGCUCCGGCUCCAGCCCCGACGCCAGCUCCAGCCCCGGCCCCGGCCCCGGCGCGGCGCGGCUACCCCGGCGGAGGCGGCGGGCGCGGGGCGCGCUCUGAGGUCCGGGGGAUGCGCGGCCGCCGCGACCAUGGGCGUCGCCGCCUCCCGGAGGAGGGCGCUGAGGAGCGAGGCCAUGUCCUCGGUGGCGGCCAAAGUGCGCGCGGCCCGAGCGUUCGGCGAGUACCUGGCCCAGAGUCACCCUGAGCACCGGAACGGAGCAGACCACCUGCUGGCCGACGCCUAUUCCGGCCACGACGGGUCCCCAGAGAUGCCGCCGCCUCCUCAGAACAAGCGCCGCCUCUCCACCGUCUCCAGCGGCCGCUCCGACGGCAGCCCCCCGCAGGAGGCCGUGUGCAGGAGGCCGGUGGGCGAGGGCCCCCAGCCGCGCGUGUACACCAUCUCUGGGGAGCCGGCCCUGCUGCCCAGCCCCGAGGCCGAGGCCAUGGAGCUGGCGGUGGUGAAGGGGCGCCAGCCUCGGGAGCGACAGAGCGCGCACCACCACAGCCAGCCCCUGCGGGCCAGCCCUGGCAGCAGCCACGAGGACGUCAGCGGGUCCUGCCAGAGCUGGGCAGGGAGCCGCCAGGCCUCCAGAGAGUGUCCUGGCUGUGCCCAGCUGGCCCCCAGCCCUUCCCCCCGGGCCUUCGCUCUGGACCAGCAGCCUCCACCUGAGGGCACCAGCCGACGCAAGAAGCUGGAGAGGAUGCACAGCGUGGACCGCGUGUCGGGUGAGGGUGCCCCGACCCCGGCUGAUGACACCCCAAUCCGUACCUGGUUCCCCAAGGAAAACCUCUUCACUUUCCAGACAGCCACCACAACUAUGCAAGCGGUGUUCAGGGGCUACGCGGAGAGGAAACGCCGGAAACGGGAGAAUGAUUCCGCGUCGGUAAUCCAGAGGAACUUCCGCAAACACCUGCGCAUGGUGGGCAGCCGGCGGGUGAAGGCGCAGACCUUUGCUGAGCGGCGGGAGCGGAGCUUCAGCCGGUCCUGGAGCGACCCCACCCCCAUGAAAGCCGACACUUCCCACGACUCCCGAGACAGCAGCGAUCUGCAGGGCUCUCACUGCACCCUGGGCGAGGCCUUGGAGGACCUGGACUGGGAGACUGAGAAAGGCCUGGAGGCCGUUGUCUGUGACUCCGAGGGCUUCCUGCCCCCCAAGGUCAUGCUCAUCUCGUCCAAGGUGCCCAAGGCUGAGUACAUCCCCACCAUCAUCCGCAGGGAUGACCCAUCCAUCAUCCCCAUCCUCUACGACCACGAGCACGCCACCUUUGAGGACAUCUUGGAGGAGAUAGAGAAGAAGCUGAACAUCUACCACAAGGGGGCCAAGAUCUGGAAGAUGCUCAUCUUUUGCCAGGGCGGCCCCGGGCACCUGUACCUCCUCAAGAACAAGGUGGCGACCUUCGCCAAAGUGGAGAAGGAAGAGGACAUGAUCCACUUCUGGAAGCGUUUGAGCCGCCUGAUGAGCAAAGUGAACCCUGAACCGAACGUCAUCCACAUCAUGGGCUGCUACAUUCUGGGGAACCCCAAUGGGGAGAAGCUGUUCCACAACCUCAGGACCCUCAUGACCCCUUACAGGGUCACCUUUGAGUCCCCUUUGGAGCUGUCAGCCCAAGGGAAGCAGAUGAUCGAGACCUACUUCGACUUCCGGCUGUACCGCCUGUGGAAGAGCCGGCAGCAUUCCAAGCUGCUGGACCUGGAGGACGUCCUGUGAGGGGUCCUCGCACCCCACCCCGCGCUCAGGUCCCUCCGGAACCAGCGCCAUGUCCUCCCCUGCGGCUCCCUGUGAUCAGUGACCGUGUGGACCCCUCUCCCGCGUGUCCAGGCCCUCCCGUCCCGUCUGAUCACCAGCACCAGGACAGCCCCUCUGGGCUAAGGCGCACCUGUGUCUGCGUCC